Molecule: messenger RNA, 8924 nt
Organism: Menidia menidia (Atlantic silverside)
Lineage: Eukaryota; Metazoa; Chordata; Actinopteri; Atheriniformes; Atherinopsidae
Source: the annotation of a GenBank genome assembly
UUCAACAACUAUGAGCCAAUCGACCACCAUGACUUCAUCUUCCUCAACAGUGAUGUCCACCUCUGCCAUGGCAACAACCUCCACGACAAGAUCACCCCAACCGGAAACUACAACUACUACAAGCACUACAACCGAAGACAAAUUGAAAAAAGAGACUAUAAAUUCCGCCUUGACGUGGACAGCAGGCUGCGGCAACUGCACUGGCCAACCUACCUGCAAGACCUCAACGCAGCCUCCAUGUCACCUGGAGUGCUGCAACGCCACCAUGUCCUCUUCCUGUCUGAUGCUGAACGGCACUUUGAAUGUUCCCUCUUCCGCCACAAGAGGCCCCUAUCUUCACUCACAGUUUAUGGCCGCUUUUCUUUGCCUGCUGGCAAUCUCUUUGCUUCUCGCGUGCAGCGGUGCGUGGCAGACUGGGUCGGGCUGGAGCCGGGGCUGCUCCGGAGAAAACAUCUGUAUCUGAGGGGGACGAUGUCGGAUCCAUCGGGGCCGUCGCAGCGUCUGUAUUCCUGCCGCCCACUUCGUGUUCCUUGUGAUGUCCUGUUUGAUCAUGUCACAGAGAGCCGCCUGCUGGGACUGGUGAAGUCCGCUCAAGAACAUGCAAUCUUUAUAUAUAUCCAUAGAAGAAUGGCCAUUACAGCUGAUGACAUAUCACUCGAGAGUAUUUUCCCCAUUUCUCUCGACUUUGCUGUCGUUGAAGUUUCCUCACCAGAAGAACUAGUGAUUGUGGGGGCUGAUACCAGAGUUAGAAUAAGCUACCAGGAUGAAGAAUUUGACCUCACACUUCCUUUUGGGUCUCACUCGCGCCUCUUCCUCAGCGAAGUCAACAAGGCAUGGAGUGAUGUGUGCAGGUCACCGUCUCAGGUACCACAGUUUGAGUGGAUCAAGAAGUACCAGAAAGCUUCAAGAAGUCACAAAGAUCUUGCACCUAAGUCCACGGCUCCUUCGAAGCAUCAGGAAACAGACAAAUCAGCAGACAAAAAGGGAGCUUUAGAGAAGGAGAAAGGUUCCAACGGUGGCCCACAGAAGUCCAAAUUCUGUUCCAGUCCAGAGAGUCCGGGCAUCUCUAGUCGAGAAGACCGGGAUGACCUUGUGCGCUCAUCCAGUCACACAACGUCAAACAAAGCUCAGAUAUUGGCCAUGCCGCAGUUUGGCCUGCGUGACAACCUCAUCAGGUGUGAGCUGUUGAAGAAUGAGGACUCUUACACCUUUCUGGAGAACUACAGCUUUUUUCUUGGCACAUACAACGUAAAUGGACAGGCACCAAAGGAGAGCCUCCGUCCUUGGCUGAGCUGCACUCUCAACCCUCCUGACAUAUACUGUGUUGGCUUUCAGGAGCUUGACCUCAGCAAAGAGGCCUUCUUCUUCAGUGACACCCCUAAAGAGCUGGAGUGGACAAAGGCUGUGUCCGAGGGUUUGCAUCCAGAGGCCAAGUAUGCCUUAGUGAAGUUGGUGCGUCUUGUGGGCAUCAUGCUGAUCUUCUAUGUGAAGAGGGAGCAUGCAGAGUUCAUCUCUGAUGUGGAGGCCGAAACUGUGGGCACUGGCAUUAUGGGAAGGAUGGGAAACAAAGGUGCCGUGGCAAUCCGCUUCCGCUUCCACAACUCUGACAUCUGCAUAGUCAACUCUCACCUGGCUGCACAUGUUGAAGAAUACGAAAGACGCAAUCAAGACUACAAAGACAUUUGCAGCCGUCUUCAGUUUCGGCAGCUCGACCUUAGCCAGCCUCCACUCACCAUCAUGAAGCACAAGUGUGUAUCCACUAAUGAAUCUCACUUCGUCUGUAGUGUGGUUUUAUGGAUCGGGGACCUCAACUACAGAAUUGGCGACCUUGAUGUUGACAGUGUUAAAGAGUUAAUCAGCAAGAAGGACUAUGAGACCCUGCACAAUAAUGACCAGCUCAAAAGGCAAAUCGAUGAAGAGGCGGUGUUUCUUGGCUUUGAGGAAGGACCGAUUGAUUUUCAGCCCACUUACAAAUAUGACACCGGCUCUGAUGAAUGGGAUACAAGUGAAAAAUGUCGUGUCCCUGCGUGGUGUGAUCGUGUCCUGUGGAGAGGGCAGAACAUCAAGCAGCAGCAUUACAAAAGUCAUAUGGCUCUGAAGACCAGCGACCAUAAACCCGUCAGCUCUCUGCUCAUCAUUGGGAUCAAGAGAAUAAAUGCUGAGGCCUAUAAGAAGACCUUUGAAGAGAUUGUUCGCAAUAUAGACAAAAUGGAGAAUGAAUGUAUCCCUUCUGUGACUUUGUCCAAGCGAGAGUUCCACUUCAAGGAUGUGAAAUACAUGCAACAUCAGGCAGAGACACUGAGCCUCGUGAAUGAUGGGCAGGUCCCGUGUCAGUUUGAGUUCAUCCAGAAGCCAAAUGAGCCCACAUACUGUAAGCCCUGGCUCACAGCCAACCCUCCCAAAGGCUUCAUUGCUCAGGGUGGUUCUGUGAACAUCGAGCUUGAAGUUUUUGUAAACCGUUCAACGGCACCAGAUCUUAACUGUGGCAAACAGAAGAUCGAAGACAUUCUGGUACUCCAUCUAGAGCGGGGAAAGGACUACUUUAUCUCUGUAUCGGGGAACUAUCUGCCAAGCUGCUACAGCACCUCUAUUUAUUCUUUGUGUCAUCUGAGGGAACCCAUCCAAGACAUGCCGGUAGAGACCCUCCUUGAACUGGCUAAUGUGUCUGGAUAUGAGAGUCUUUCAACCACCGAAAAACCUCUUGACAUUCCUAAAGAACUUUGGAUGAUGGUGGAUCACUUAUUCCGCAACGCAGUUAAACAGGAAGAUAUAUUUCAGCAGCCUGGGCUUCAUAGUGAAUUUGGAGAAAUAAGAGAUUGCCUUGACACAGGGAUGCCAGAUUCCCUUCGUAUCCUUCAGUCUGUACGAAUGAAUGGUUACUCUGAAAUAUCUGAAGACUUUCUGUGCAUUUUUUCGGGCAGUAACCACUCAGUGGCAGAGGCCUUGCUUCUUUUUUUAGAUGCUCUCCCAGAGCCUGUGGUCCCAUAUUCUUUUUACCAGCAGUGCCUAGAAUGCUGCUCCAAUGCCAGUCAGUGUGAGAAAGUUAUUUCCAUGCUACCUCAGUGCCAUAAAAAUGUAUUUAACUACUUGGCUGCCUUUCUCCGCGAGCUUUUGAAGAAUUCAGCUUUCAAUCGAUUAGAUGUUGGCAUCCUGGGUAAAGUUGCUUUGAAAAAAGCCCUUGCCAUCCUCAUCAUAGGGAUAAGCCUUACAUUUAUCAAAGUUGGAAAGGCUGUAUCUUUAAAAGUGCAAGUGAGCAGUCCUCCUUGCCAAGGAGGGGAGGCACCAGGGAACAUGAGUGAGAAUGGCCCUCAUACGGGGGCGUCCAUGUACUUUGAAGUGGAUUUGGAUCACCUGGAGCGGGAUGACGAAGAGGAAGAGGACAAGAUCCACUUUGAGAAAGACAAUGAUCUGAUUGCUGAACCAUCAUCAUCCUCUGGUCGUGUGUACGAUCGCACCACUGUGCUCAUUGAGCGUGACCCAAUUCGGCUUGAUGAGGAGGGGGAAGAAGAAGGUCACUGUGGAGGGGAUGAGGAUGGAGUCACCUUCUUAACUGAAGGCGAAGGGGAUGGCGAUGAGGAGGAAGGCUCUCUGGCCUUUAUGACUGAUCCUGAUGGGAUGUCACAGGGUUAUGUACACCACACCAUUUCUCCAGAUCAGAUCCAGUUUACUAUAAAUCCAGGUUCCACCCCAAUGCCACGCAACAUAGAGGGGGCUACACUCACCUUGCACUCAGAGUGCCCAGAGACCAAGCAGAGAGAGGUAAAGCGCUACCAAUGCACAUUCGAAGGUUGCACAAGAACUUACAGCACGGCAGGAAACCUGCGGACACAUCAGAAAACGCAUCGCGGCGAGUACACAUUUGUGUGUAAUCAGCAGGGCUGCGGAAAGGCCUUUCUCACCUCUUACAGCCUCAAGAUCCAUGUCCGAGUUCACACCAAGGAGAAGCCUUUUGAGUGUGACGUGCAAGGCUGUGAAAAGGCCUUCAACACAUUAUACAGAUUAAAGGCACACCAGAGACUUCACACAGGCAAGACAUUCAACUGUGAAUCGGAGGGAUGCACAAAGUACUUCACCACACUCAGUGACCUAAGGAAGCAUAUCCGCACACACACUGGGGAGAAGCCAUUUCGGUGUGAUCACGAUGGCUGUGGGAAGGCUUUUGCUGCAAGUCAUCAUCUAAAGACACAUGUGCGAACCCACACAGGGGAGAAACCAUUCAACUGUCCCAGUGACGGCUGUGAGAAGACUUUCAGCAGCCAGUACAGUUUGAAGAGUCACAUCCGGGGCCACGAUAAAGGACAGCCUUUCAGCGUGACCCUCACACAUCCACUCUCUGAAGAUGCAAAUCACUCACUGUGCCUCAGUGAUUUGAGCCUCAUUUCUACAGAUUCAGAGCUACGCGAGAGCAUCCAUAACGCUCAAAAUUUGGAUCUCAAUAAUGUGACCCCGGUGAAAAUUUUUGAACUCAUGUUUCAGAGUCUUGAAGAUAGUGUUAGCCAAGAUGAUGCCAAUCCCAACGAAAGCCUUGCAGAAUCCUUCAGUCUGGAGACCUCCACUCAACGAGGAGUGACUGAUUGCUCAUCUAUCAUCUCUUUUUCCAUCACUCCUACCUCUUCAUCUCCCUGUUCUCACAGUGCUGCGGUCAUGGAGCCUGCCUUGCAGCACACUCACAGCUCUUGCUGUCAGGCUCCCACCCCUGCAACUGUCACAGCUACUAUUAGCUCCACACAGUCUCCUCCUUUCAUGCACCUAAGUGGACCGCAGCAGGUCUCAGAUGUGCCUCAGGCUUCUGUCCAGACAUCAAACCAACAGCACUAUGUGACACUGCCACCCACCUUCCUGCAGUCCGAAAGUGCUGCUCAGACCCCUCCUGUGCCGCCACCCAUCUCUGUUCAUCCUCCAGCGGCUCCUCUGACCACUGCAGCACCGGGCCCUGUUGCUGCUGCUGCGGCCACCUCCACAGAUGCUGUAGCCGCUGUGGCUCAACCUGUGCCUUUGGCCAGCACCGGCCCCGGUCUGCCUACCACCCCAGCCACCAUCACCAUAGCAUCAACCCCAAACCUGCUCCAGCCCAGCCUGGUUAUGUCUGACCAGAACCUCCAGUGGAUCCUUAGCAGUGCUGCCAACAGCCAGCAGAACCCUGAGCAAGCACCACAUCAAGGAGCUUCAAAAGUGGAAAAGGUUUUCUUCACCACAGCUAUACCAGUGGGAGGAAAUGCUGGCAACCCAGUCCAGCAGAUUGGCCUCAGCCUACCAGUCAUCAUCAUCAAACAGGAGGAAUCCUGUCAGUGCCAAUGUGCCUGCAGGGACUCUGCUAAAGACAAGACGACAAAGAGUGCCUCCACCAUCAUUUCAGCCCCAGCACAGCAGCAACCAGCGAAGCCCCCUCCCCCGCACCCACCAGAGCCUCCAAACCAUCCAACCACGUCAUCGUCCUCCUCAUGCUGCCUUCCCAAGUCUUCCUCCAAGGUGAGUGAAGUAAGGCCGGAGGCGUCCUCUGCUUCUUCGUCCUCCUCCACAGCUCAGACUUUGUCCACUACAGUAAGCAGCACUGCCACCAACCCACCCCCAUCAGAUGGGUUAGCCAGUAUGGACGUCUCUGACUUCCUCUCCAUGCAGAGCCCCGAGACAGCUGCCAACAUCGAGGCUCUGCUGCUGGUCGCUGAUGACUUCAACAUGGCCACUGAUGGCGACCCUUAGAGUUGCAUUCCCAGUGUGGCAGCGUAUUUGUCUGUUCCUCCCACUCAUCCAUGAGCAUCGAUCCCACCCACAGCACGAAUCACUCUCCAAAGCGAUGCCUCUUUUUUCACCCUAUGUGUGCACAUCAAACCCUGUGUUCCUGCAGUGCAUCCUGUUCUGUACAGCACUGUGCGACAUGUACUUACUGAGUAACUUUUGUUGGGUCUCAUUGCAGUAGCUGACCUUAGUAACUGGAUUAGUUUUCUCAUUGAGAUUUAGCAGCUUCAAUGCUAAUUUAUGCAGAGAAGUGGCUGUGGAGCCUAUGUGGAAAAUGUGAUCUGUAUAUAAUAAUCCUCUUGAUAUCCAAUAUGAAUUUAAUGAAUGAAACAAAGCGUCCAAGCACUGAUAAUGAGAGUUUAUUGGUCCUGUGUAGAAGGUCACGCACCCGAGCAGGAAAACAAAAACUCAUCGGUAUAUCAUCGUACUGUAUUACCGGUCCUAACAAAUGCUCCAAGCUGGAAUGCAACUGGCCAGAAUGCACUGUAUAUUAGAGGAAUUUGCUAUGAUUUUAAUCGAGCAUUACUCCUGUUGGAAUUUAAAGGGGUUGGCAAAACAGUCCCUCACCUAGCUGUCAGCUUAUUUUUUUCUGUUUUCCCCGAGUUUGAUGUUCUGAAAAUGCGAUGACUCUUUUCUACUUCUUUUGACAAUUAUUUUCUAAUCUAAAACCUGUGAUCAGUUCUGCCUGUCUAUCUAAACAGCAUUAAGUAAAUACAUCAAUUGCCUAUAACUUAAACUAACUUAAAAUUGUACAUGUUAAUUUAUUUAAAUGCUCGAUUCUCUUUAUAUUGAUACUAGUGGGAAAAAAAUCUAUUAAUUUAUUCCAAUCACUUGUAAUGUUAAACUUUUUUUUUCCUUUUGUUACUGAUUUGCUUUUUACAUACAUCAUGUAUAUUGCUAAAAGCAAGUUUAGAGUCUAGUUGACCGCACAGUGAAGCAAAUGAUCCUCCAGGUUCUAGUUGUUUGCAAGAAUGGUUCACAAUUAUACGAAAGCAACUACCAUCAACAUCCCAUAUUCUUAGGGUUGUGACCCUCUCAGGGAUUCAUCAACUCAUAACUGAUCCCCGUUCCUGUAAUUUCUCAUACAUUCUUCCUUCAUCAGAAGGCCCACACUUGCAGUAUCCCUAUGUUUCGCUGCACUCUUCCCUGUUUUGAUGAGCAGUAUCUUGUAAAGAGUAAUCAGACAGCUUGUUAGUUUAGGUGCAGCACCACUACACCCUUUUGUACACAACUGCUGUAAAGUAGCAUUGAAAAGAAAGUGUCCUGGAGACAGUGUAAAUAGAUUGCAUUUUAGUGUAAACAUCUUUAAGAAACUUGUAGAUUAUUCUUGGAUUUGUAUUUUUGUAUAGACUUUUGAAUAACUAACUCAGAGGUCGGCGCUAAUCCCAUAUCUUUGCGUUUUUCCCUCAUUACAUUUUUGUAGAGAACUCGAGAUUUUGCUGUGUUUAAAUUAAUAGUUCUAUAAGCAACUCAGCUUCUGUACAGCCCCCAUUGUAACAUAAUAUAUGUAACACAUAGCCUGUCAGAGUAUAAUUUAACAGUAUUUCACACGGGACACAAUGCAAUGACGACAGAGCAACAGCAUUAUUUCCAUGAUCGUUGUUGAAGUGACUUGGCCUUACGGCGCUAACUGUACAGUGAGCCUUUUGCCUUGACAGUCUCUGCUUUAGAUACCCACAUGAUGCUGGUGAUCUGCACCAGUAAAUCAGUGAGGCAGAAAGACUUAUGUUUCCUCAUUUUUUCGUUUUUUCCCCCCCAUUUGUUUUUUUCCCCGGCUGGAAUGUUUAUGCAGCAUUGAUGAGAAUAUAAUCUGCUGCUACCCGAUGCUGAUUCUGGCUCAUUUCAAAUUAGAGACCAAUACAUUAAACCAAACCGAUGAGAUAACUUGAAACGUCAGUUUUGUCAUAAUUGAGAAGCAGCGUUGCCCAGAUUGCUGGCUACAGAGAAAACAACCAGGACAACACAACUAGGCCCAAGUCCAGCUAUUAUUUAUUGGUGUUUAAUUAUUUAACACAUAAUGCCAGAGGAUUUACUUGCAUGCUUGAAACCAUUCCCUAUAUGUUCAGAUAAGUGUCUAAAUCUGAAAUUGACACAGUUAAGCUGCUAAAAUACCACCCCCCACAAAAAAAAAAGGAUCCAUUCAUGUUCAUAGCAUGCAACUAUGCAAUUAAGUAUGAAACAUAACAUUUUGAAUAACUCAAAUAGUUUGCCUUUGUCUAGAAGACAGAAUUCUGCUACAAACUGUCAUGCAGAAAUCCAGCAGAUUUUUAUUGUGGCCAUACGAAAACAUACUGCUUGGACUUCCAAACAUGUUAAAAAUACUGUGUUUUGGCAUUUUGAAUCUUGACCAAGGUGCAUCCAUCAGGUACAGUUUCAGUGAAUGUUGCACCACAAAGUUGUUAAAAUCCAACUUCAUUGUUUGACAAAAGUACUUAGAGAAUGAAUGGUUCUGUUUUAAGAAUUGUUUAAAAUACACAGAUGUUAUGUUUUUGUCAGUUCAACUUCCAUGACUGAUCCAACUCCAUUUUUGUGACUAAGUUGGGAUUUCCCAUUUGUGAUCCUCAGGCAGACUGCCUUGCACGUUUUCCAAGCUUCCCUGCUCUGGCACACCUGACUUAAAUGUGACAGCUCUUCUGGCUCUACAGAAGGCUGAUGAAGACCCAAUCAUUUAAAUUGGGUGUGCUGGAGGAGGGAAACUUUGAAAACAAGUAGGGCACUGUGCCUUGAGGACCAGGGAUGGGAAAUACCGAUCUAUGCCUUUCACUUACUUUACUUUGAUCUUUCAUCAAUGAAAGUCAGAACAGCUGCCAAUAUUUUAAGUAGAAAAAUGUUUGUUUUUUUCCAGAUUUGUGGCCCAAGUUUCAGUAUUUACCUGAAGGGGUGACAAUGGAGAACCACUGAUGGCAACAUUUAUUUGGAAGCAGAACAUUUAAUCGGAUGUAGAGCCAGAUUGAGUAAUUCCAUAAAUUCCAACAUAGGAAAGCAUAUGCUUCCAAAGAAAUGUCUGACAUCCAAAGAGUGAGGAAUUGUAAAGGAGUUGUUAUUUUUUAACGAAUGUAUAAUGUGAAAAACGUUUGCUUAUGCUCGUUUCGUAUAAAGUGAUAACUAUAAAUUGAGAGCAAUAUAAUACUAAUAAAAUCUUAUCCUUGUCACUGAAAUGUGUGCUCAGUCAAUUAUUUACAAUUAAA